Candidula unifasciata is the source of this 1239-nucleotide messenger RNA. The record is from the annotation of a GenBank genome assembly. Lineage: Eukaryota; Metazoa; Mollusca; Gastropoda; Stylommatophora; Geomitridae.
ACUGUCCAGAUUUACAAGAUGGUAAAAUUGUAAUUACCCAUAAAACAAAAACAGCCGGAGGAGGUUAUACAGCCCAGCUUACCUGUCCCACAGGAUUCAGAUUCAAGCAAGAGGAAUACAGCAACAAAACAACUCUAAUUGCUGUUUGUAAUGAAGGUGGCAAAUGGGACUGGGGCUCAUCAAGUUAUACUCGGACUCCAGAAUGUCAGAUUGUCUAUUGUGGAUUUCCUCCAACAAUAUCACACGGAUUUGUGAGCAGUAUUUAUAGGAAUGUCACAUACGGCAGUGUAGCAUCCUAUCAAUGUUAUUCUGGGUUUGGACUUGUAGGAAAUUCUAAUGUCACAUGUGAUGUUCAUGGCAAGUGGUCUGUUCCUCCAGUUUGUGUUGCUGAUGGCUGCCCAGAAAUAGGAGAUGUUACACAUGGAAGCAGUAACACUAGGGAUGGUUCUGAAGGCAGCAUUGUAACAUUCUCCUGUGAUCCUGGCUAUAGUUUACAAGGGGCAAGAACUAUUGUUUGUCUGCCAAACAAAACCUGGUCCCAUCCUCAACCAGAAUGCAAAGAGUUGUUAUGCCCUCUACCUGUAAUAGAACAUGGACACUAUGAACCCAAAUACAUCCCAAAAUUUGGAGAGUCUGUUACUUUGGUAUGUGAUUCUGGAUACCAGAUUAACAGAACACAGACACAGAAAGACACUUCAAUUAAAUGUGGUGUCAACAGAAAACUCAGUGUGGAAAAUGAUAUCUGUGUUGAUGUUGAUGAAUGUAAAAAUGUUGCACACAAGUGCUCUGCUGCUGAAAACUGUGUUAACCUAGUUGGAUCAUAUUCCUGUGUUUGCAAAAAUGGCUACACUGGAGCUGGCUGUAAUGACGUGGACGAAUGUGCCCUUGGUGUGUGCCACCAGAGCUGUACAAAUUCUGAAGGUUCCUAUUCCUGCUCCUGUUAUCAAGGCUAUGUACUCUAUACUAAAAAUGGCACCAAUGGUUUCUUUAUACCAGCUGGUGAAGAUGGGCUGAAACCUGGCGAUGUUUUCCAGAUUAACAACACUUGUGUCCCUAUUACAUGCAAGCAACUACCUGUACCACCAGCAAAUGGAACACUCUUGACGACCAGAUCAAACUUUUAUUAUAAUGACCAGAUCAACAUCAUUUGCAAUUUUGGUUAUGCGUUAGAAAAUCCGUCAGUGGCUACAUGUCAGAGUGAUGGAAACUGGAGUUACAAUACUAAUCCCAAAUGUAAAA